Molecule: messenger RNA, 1872 nt
Organism: Chelmon rostratus (copperband butterflyfish)
Lineage: Eukaryota; Metazoa; Chordata; Actinopteri; Chaetodontiformes; Chaetodontidae
Product: glypican-5-like
Exons: 11
Coding region: 1-1872 (623 amino acids)
Biological process (GO): regulation of protein localization to membrane; positive regulation of canonical Wnt signaling pathway; cell migration
Cellular component (GO): cell surface; extracellular region; plasma membrane
Source: RefSeq, a predicted model, not a curated record
AUGUUCCGUGCAGCCUUACAAAACGCGGACUUGUUUUGGCUGAUUGUGCUGUAUUUUGUUUUUCUGCCGGAGACUGGCUGUAGAUCAGCCGACGUGGACAGCUGUCAUGAGGUGAAGACAGCCUACAUGAUGCGCCAAAUAGGCCCCGUGGAGCUGGUGCCAGACAGGCCGGGAACAGACGAGUCUCUCCGAGUGUGUGUCCACCCGGGGCCCAGCUGCUGCACCAGUAAGAUGGAGGACAGCUACAUGGCGGCUGUUCGUAGUGAGACUCAGCAGAAGAUGCGAUCCUACAGCUUUGAACUUAAGUACCUGAUCGCUGGGCAUACCAAGGCCUACCAAGAGACCUUCGAGUCACUUGUAUCCUUCACAUCCAACCUGACCGGCACUCUGUUCGACAGCGCCUACUCUGCUCUGGCGUCCGACUGUCGCCCCCUUGUGUUUCAGCUGUUCAGCAGCAUCAAACGCCACCUUUCAGGAGAGUCCAAUUCCUCACUGGACAACACUGUGCGUCGGUUCUACAAUGACCUGUUCCCAUUGGUCUACCGCCGCCUGCUCAAUCCUGGGAUCGGCCACACGUCGCCCCAGUCCUAUUCCUCCCCCUCCACAAAUCACGACGACUGCCUGCGGAUGACGCGGCACGAUGUCAGCCCGUUCGGACCCCAUCCUCGCCUGCUGGUCAGCAGCUUGUCCCGUGCGCUCGGGCCGGGCCGAGCGCUCAGCCGACUGCUGAGAAUGGCCGGAGAGGUUGUGAAUGCGACCGAGAAGGCGACGUUAUCCAGAGAGUGUGGACGAGGCUUAGUGAGGAUGCAGUACUGUUCCCACUGCAGAGGGCUGACACUAAUACGGCCCUGUACCGGACUGUGUGUCAACAUCAUGAGAGGAUGUCUGAUGGGUGUAUCAGAGCUUGGCGCCCCCUGGGGAAGUCUAGUGGUGUUGCUCCAACGGAUAGCUGCUACUUUAGCAACCAGCAGCAACCACAACAGCAUGGAGUUAGCUCUGUUGGCAGUUCGAAAUCAUGUGAAUGAUGCUAUACUGCACGCUCAGCUGCAUGGACCACGCAUUACAGCCACAGUAGAGAAGGUCUGCGGAUCCCAGGCAGCUGGCCCCAUGAUGCCAAGUGCAAAUCUCACCACCUCGCAUGUAACAACCUCUGUGAGCCCUGCUACCUCAGUAACCUCAGACAGGUCACCUGUGAUGCCAACGCACUCAGCUCAUCAGGGUCUGCAGUCAUUCCUUCUUAAAGGUUCCAGAGGAGACAAGAGCCGCAGCCUGAAAAAACUGUCAAGGGAGUUUGAGGGCUCUAUCCAGCGGUACCAGUGGUUUUUCUCAGAGCUGCCAGAGAUGCUUUGUGAAACCGAGAUGCUGGUUGAGCAGCACACAUGCUGGAGUGGCCAGGACGUCAUAGAGAGUUAUGCAGGUCGUGUGGUUGGCAGCACUUUAAAAGCCCAGAGGGAGAACCCGGAGAUGACCGUCCGUAAUACAGAUCCCGUCCUGAAGGGGGUGAAACUGAGGCUGGAGCAGCUAACACAGGAGCUGUUAGUGGAGCUCGGCUGGGCGAGCAAAACCAGAGGAAAGGUGGAGGAAGAGGAGGGCGGGAGCGCACAGACAGAGAGAGGCAGCGGGGACAACUGUGAUGAUGAAGACGGCUGUGAAGCAUCUGGUGAUGAGACAAGUGAUACAUCCAGCGGACGUAGUCCAGCGACAAAGGAUAUGGCUCCUCCUCCUCCUCCUCGCCGCCCCGUCCCUCCUCAUCACCUCUCACCUCCACAGGUGGCUGUUCGAGGCUCAGCCCACACAUUGUCUGUUGAACCGCUAUCUUUGACCCUGGUGACCCCGCUGCUCCUACUGCUGUCACCAUGGGAACACCGCUGA